Messenger RNA from Harpegnathos saltator (Jerdon's jumping ant), 1092 nucleotides. RefSeq lists its product as uncharacterized. Lineage: Eukaryota; Metazoa; Arthropoda; Insecta; Hymenoptera; Formicidae. The record is from RefSeq and is a predicted model, not a curated record. The transcript is spliced from 2 exons. Bases 1 to 1092 code for a protein of 363 amino acids.
AUGGACGACCGGGACAUCGACAUUCAGCGGAUCCUUUGGAGACCAACCAUGGCCGAACCCACUGCCGAAUAUCAGCUCCGCACCGUCACGUAUGGGACCACCGCUGCUCCGUUCCUCGCGCUUCGCGUUCCUCAACAGCUAACGGAGGAUGAAGGAGCUCGCUAUCCAUUAGCGGUCCCAGUGUUGCGCCAUAAUACGUACGUAGAUGAUUGUAUAUUCGGUGCGGACACACUAGAAUUAGCGGCAAAAAUCCGGAAUCAAUUAACGGCCUUGCUAAGCUGCGGAGGAUUCAUCUUAAGAAAAUGGGCGAGCAAUCGUCUUCAAUUAUUGGACGGAGUGGAUCCGGAGAACCACGGGCUGAGCCCGGAACCACUAAACUCCAGAUCUUGUCCAAAGUUCACAAUAUCAAGGUUCUAUGAUCCUCUGGGCUUAGCUACUCCGGUGUUGGUGAAAGCCAAAAUGCUUAUGCAACAUCUCUGGGCACUCAAGUGCGGGUGGGACGAGACCAUUCCGGAGUCGGUUAAAACCGAAUGGGCCUGCAUACAUGCGGACCUGCCUGCCUUGGAAGAGUUGAUAGUUCCUCGAUGGACUGGUUUCCGUCCGGGCCCACGCAGUUACAAGCUGCAUGCCUUCGCAGAUGCCUCCACGCGGGCUUAUGCGGCGACUAUAUAUCUCCGCGCAAUUCCGCAAUUGGAUUCGUCGGCAGUCACGCUCCUGAUUGCAAAAUCCAGAGUUGCUCCGCUUAAAACGAUUAGUGUACCCAGACUGGAACUAUGCACCGCCGUCCUGUCAGCGAGGCUGCUUCGACUGGUGACGACAACUCUCAAACUCGAAGCCAGCCCGACUUACUGUUGGACGGACUCUACCAUCGUACUGGCGUUGCUCGCUCAGCCACCAAGUCGCUGGAAGACCUUCGUUGUGAACCGAGUUGCUUACAUUCAAGCCUUGACAGCCGGAACACGUUGGCGACACGUUCCCACGUGUGAUAACCUGGCCGACUGUGCGUCUCGCGGCCUAUCCUCGACAGCAAUUAAAGCGCACCAGCUGUGGUGGUCCGGACCUCGAUGGCUCCAAAACCAUUCCGACGAUUAG